AGGAAACUAGGACCAUGAACUUGGCCGCAAACCCGGCUCCCUGCCGCAGGCGGCUCCCCCUACCUUCUCUAUCUCUGUGCCAGCUCCUGAGAGUCUGGGGGCUGCUGUCGCUGCUUCCCGGCCCGGCCCGAGUCCAAGCCGCCGAACAGCGCCAGGUGUUCCAGGUGAUGGAAGAGCAGCCCCCAGGGACUCUGGUGGGCACCAUCCCAACGCGUCCUGGCUUCACCUAUCGGCUCAGUGAAAGCCACGCCCUGUUCGCUAUUAACAGCAGCACAGGAGCGCUGUACACUACCGCUACCAUCGACCGCGAGAGCCUGCCCAGCGAUGUGGUCAACCUGGUGGUCCUUUCCAGCUCUCCCACAUACCCCACCGAGGUGCGGGUGCUGGUGCGUGACCUCAACGACAACGCCCCAGUCUUUCCAGACCCCUCGAUCGUGGUCACCUUCAAGGAGGACAGUGGCAGCGGGCGUCAGGUCAUUCUGGACACCGCCACCGAUUCUGACAUCGGCUCCAACGGUGUGGACCACCGCUCCUACCGCAUCGUUCGUGGCAACGAGGCGGGCCGCUUUCGCCUGGACAUCACCUUGAACCCCAGUGGAGAGGGAGCGUUCCUGCACUUGGUGUCCAAGGGCGGGCUGGACCGCGAGGUCACACCUCAGUACCAGCUCCUGGUGGAGGUGGAGGACAAGGGUGAGCCAAAGCGGCGGGGUUACCUUCAGGUCAACGUGACUGUACAGGACAUUAACGACAAUCCCCCGGUGUUUGGCAGUUCCCAUUACCAGGCGGGGGUGCCUGAAGAUGCAGUUGUGGGUUCCAGUGUCCUGCAGGUGGCGGCGGCAGAUGCAGACGAGGGUACCAAUGCGGACAUCCGUUACCGGCUGCAGGAUGAGGGAACCCCCUUUCAGAUGGACCCAGAGACCGGGCUCAUCACCGUGAAAGAACCGCUAGAUUUCGAGGCCCGGCGACAGUAUUCUCUGACAGUUCAGGCCACGGACCGGGGCGUGCCCUCGCUCACUGGGCGCGCUGAAGCUCUUAUCCAGCUCCUGGAUGUCAAUGACAACGACCCGGUAGUGAAGUUUCGCUACUUCCCUGCCACCUCGCGCUACGCUUCGGUGGAUGAGAACGCGCAAGUGGGUACCGUGGUGGCUCUGCUCACCGUGACCGACGCUGACUCCCCAGCAGCCAACGGAAACAUUUCAGUGCAAAUUCUCGGGGGCAAUGAGCAACGCCACUUUGAGGUACAGAGGAGCAAGGUGCCCAACCUGAGCCUCAUCAAGGUGGCCAGCGCCCUGGACCGGGAGCGCAUCCCUUCGUACAACCUCACAGUCUCGGUCUCGGAUAACUUCGGGGCGCCCCCUACCGCCGAGGUCCAGGCGCGCUCCUCUGUGGCCAGCUUGGUGAUUUUCGUCAAUGACAUCAAUGAUCACCCUCCGGUCUUUGAGCAGCAAGUGUACAGAGUGAACCUGAGCGAGGAGGUGCCUCCGGGGAGUUAUGUGAGUGGGGUGUCUGCCACUGAUGGCGACUCUGGUCUGAAUGCUAACCUGCGUUACAGCAUUGUCUCUGGAAAUGGGUUGGGCUGGUUUCACAUUAGUGAGCACAGUGGACUGGUGACCACCAGUGCUGCCGGAGGCCUUGACCGUGAACUUGCUUCCCAGAUUGUACUGAAUAUCAGUGCCCGAGACCAGGGGGUCCACCCCAAGGUAUCCUAUGCCCAGCUCAUGGUAACUGUCUUGGAUGUCAAUGAUGAAAAGCCCGUGUUUAGCCAGCCUGAAGGCUAUGAGGUGUCUGUGGUAGAGAAUGCUCCAACUGGGACAGAGCUCUUGGUUCUUGGGGCAACAGACGGGGAUCUGGGUGACAAUGGGACAGUGCGUUUCUUCCUGCAAGAGGCUGAGAGUGACCAAAGGCUCUUCCGCCUGGAUCCGGUAUCUGGUAGGCUGAGUACUAUCUCUUCCCUGGACAGAGAGGAACAAGCCUUUUACUGUCUAUUGAUUCUAGCCACAGACCUGGGUUCUCCUCCCCAGUCCUCCACAGCUCAGGUAAAUGUCAGUCUUCUGGAUAUAAACGACAACAGCCCUGUGUUCUAUCCAGUCCAAUACUUUGCUCAUAUCCAGGAAAAUGAGCCUGGAGGUAGCUAUGUCACCACAGUGUCUGCUACCGACCCAGACAUGGGCCCCAAUGGAACUGUUAAGUACAGUAUAUCAGCUGGGGACAGGUCUCGGUUUCAGAUUCAUGCUAAGAGUGGGGUCAUUUCUACAAAAAUGGCCCUAGAUAGAGAAGAGAAAACAGCAUACCAACUGCAAAUAGUGGCUACUGAUGGGGGCAAUUUACAGUCUCCCAACCAGGCCAUAGUAACUGUCACAGUGUUAGAUACACAGGACAACCCACCUGUAUUCAGCCAGGCUGCCUACAGCUUUGUGGUCUUUGAGAAUGUGGCUCUGGGGUAUCAUGUGGGCAGUGUUUCUGCAACUACCAUGGACCUCAAUGCCAACAUCAGUUAUCUCAUCACUACUGGGGACCAGAGAGGUAUGUUUGCUAUGAAUCCUGUCACAGGGCAGCUGACCACAGCAAGUGUCAUUGACAGGGAAGAACAGUCCUUUUAUCAGCUAAGAGUAGUGGCCAGUGGGGGAGCAGUAACAGGAGACACUAUGGUUAACAUCACAGUGAAAGACUUGAACGACAACGCCCCCCACUUCCUCCAGGCAGUGGAAAGCAUAAACACAGUGGAGAACUGGCAGGCAGGACACAGCAUCUACCAGGCCAAAGCUGUGGAUCCUGAUGAAGGUGUCAAUGGUAGGGUGCUCUAUAGUCUGAAGCAGAACCCAAAGAACCUGUUUACUAUUAAUGAGCAGAAUGGUAACAUUAGUCUGCUGGGUGCCCUAGAUGUCCACGCUGGCUCGUACCAGGUAGAAAUUGUGGCCUCUGAUAUGGGUGUCCCCCAGCUCUCCUCCAGCAUCCUUCUGACAGUUUAUGUCUACGAUGUAAAUGACAACCCACCAGUGUUUGAUCAGAUUUCCUACGAGGUCACACUUUCUGAGUCAGAGCCUGUGAAUUCUCGAUUCUUUAAAGUGCAAGCUUCAGAUAAAGAUUCUGGAGCAAAUGGGGAAAUAGCAUACGCGAUCACAGACGGGAACAAUGGGGAUGCCUUCGGCAUAUUCCCAGAUGGCCAGCUCUAUAUAAAAAGUGAACUGGAUCGUGAACUUCAGGACAGAUAUGUGCUACUGGUUGUUGCCUCUGACCGGGCAGUAGAGCCUCUAAGUGCUACUGUGAAUGUCACUGUGAUUUUAGAAGAUGUGAAUGACAACAGACCUUUGUUUAAUAGCACCAAUUACACAUUUUACUUUGAAGAGGAGCAGAGAGCUGGGUCAUUUGUAGGAAAAGUCAGUGCUGUGGACAAAGACUUCGGGCCAAAUGGGGAAGUAAGGUAUGUUUUUGAGGUGGCACAGCCAGAUUUUGAGUUGCAUGCUGUCACUGGGGAGAUCACCAGCACUCACAAGUUUGAUAGGGAGUCUCUCAUGAGGAGAAGGGGGACAGCAGUGUUCAGCUUCACAGUGAUAGCCACAGAUCAGGGCCUCCCUCAGCCUCUCAAGGACCAGGCUACUGUGCAUGUCUACAUGAAGGACAUCAAUGAUAAUGUUCCCAAGUUUCUGAAAGACUUUUACCAAGCUACAGUAUCAGAGACGGCGACCAAUCUGACCCAGGUCUUACGAGUGUCUGCGUCCGACGUGGAUGAGGGGAGUAAUGGCCUCAUUCAUUAUUCUAUCCUCAAAGGAAAUGAAGAGAGACAGUUUGCCAUAGACAGGUUCUCUGGUCAGGUGACUCUCGUAGGCAAAUUAGACUAUGAAGCAACCCCGGCCUAUUCUCUCCUCAUCCAGGCAGUGGAUUCAGGGGCCAUCUCCCUCAACUCGACCUGCACCUUGAGUAUUGAUAUUUUGGAUGAGAAUGAUAACACUCCCUCUUUCCCAAAGUCAACACUAUUUGUGGAUGUUUUGGAAAACAUGAGGAUUGGUGAACUUGUAUCCUCUGUUACUGCCACCGACUCUGACUCGGGUAUCAACGCUGAUCUACACUACACUAUUACAGGGUCAAACAAUCACGGGACUUUUAGUAUUAGUCCCAACACCGGGAGUAUCUUUCUGGCCAAAAAGUUGGACUUUGAGACACAGUCUUUAUAUAAAUUAAACAUCACAGCAAAAGAUCAAGGGAGGCCUCCUCGAUCAUCUACAAUGUCAGUGGUGAUCCAGGUGAGGGACUUCAAUGACAACCCCCCGAGCUUUCCCCCAGGAGACAUUUUUAAGUCAAUAGUGGAGAACAUCCCCCUUGGUACAUCUGUAAUUUCUGUGACAGCGCAUGACCCAGAUGCAGAUAUCAAUGGGCAGCUGUCUUAUGCCAUCAUCCAACAGAUGCCCCGAGGCAAUCACUUCAGCAUAGACGAAGUCAAAGGAACCAUCUAUACCAGUGCUGAGAUCGACCGGGAAUUUGCCAACCUCUUUGAGUUAACAGUAAAAGCCAAUGACCAGGCUGUGCCAAUAGAAACCAGGAAGCAUGCUUUGAAAAAUGUGACCAUUUUGGUGACAGACCUCAAUGACAAUGUCCCAAUGUUUAUAUCACAAAACGCACUGGCUGCAGACCCUUCAGCCAUGAUCGGUUCUGUCCUGACUACCAUCAUGGCUGCAGACCCGGAUGAAGGUGCCAACGGCGAGGUGGAGUAUGAGAUCCUCAAUGGGGACACAGACACCUUCACCGUGGAUCGCUACAGCGGAGACCUUCGAGUGGCUUCUGCUUUGGUGCCUUCACAGCUCACCUACAACCUUAUAGUAUCAGCCACAGACCUGGGCCCGGAGAGGAGGAAGUCAACCACAGAGCUGACCGUCAUCCUCCAGGGCUUAGAUGGGCCUGUUUUCACACAGACCAAAUACAUAACCAUUUUGAAGGAAGGGGAGCCCAUUGGUACCAAUGUCAUAUCCAUAGAAGCAGCCAGCCCCAGAGGGUCAGAAGCCCCAGUGGAAUAUUAUAUCGUUUCUGUUCGCUGUGAAGAGAAGACUGUUGGACGUCUCUUUACCAUUGGACGUCAGACUGGUGUCAUUCAAACUGCAGCCAUUUUGGACCGGGAGCAGGGAGCAUGUCUCUACCUGGUGGAUGUUUACGCCAUAGAGAAGUCAUCUACCUUUCCCAGGACACAGAGAGCAGAGGUAGAAAUAACACUUCAAGAUAUCAAUGACAAUCCACCAGUAUUUCCAACGGACACUCUGGAUCUCACUGUGGAAGAGAACAUUGGAGAUGGCUCGAAGAUUAUGCAGCUGACUGCCAUGGAUGCUGAUGAGGGUGCAAAUGCUCUGGUCACGUAUGCUCUCAUUAGUGGAGCUGAUGACAGCUUCAGAAUUGACCCUGAAUCUGGAGACCUGAUAGCCACCAAGAGGCUGGACAGAGAGCACAGGUCCAAGUACUCAUUGUUGGUUCGUGCGGACGACGGCCUCCAGUCCUCAGACAUGAGGAUAAACAUCACCAUCAGCGACGUGAAUGACCACAUCCCCAGAUUCUCCAGGCCUGUGUAUUCUUUCGACAUCCCAGAAGACACAACCCCUGGUUCCCUGGUGGCCGCUAUUUUAGCAACAGAUGACGACUCUGGUGUGAACGGAGAGAUCAGCUAUGUGGUGGAGGAAGACGACGGGGAUGGCGUGUUCUUCCUGAAUCCAGUUACCGGUGUCUUCAACUUGACCCGAGCCCUAGAUUACGAAACGCAGCAGUAUUACAUACUCACGGUCCGUGCUGAGGAUGGCGGGGGACAGUUUACCACCAUCCGAGCAUAUUUCAACAUCCUUGAUGUCAAUGACAAUCCACCUGUCUUCAGCAUGAGCUCCUAUAGCACAUCCUUAAUGGAAAACCUGCCUCUCGGAUCCACCGUCCUUGUGUUUAACGUCACUGAUGCAGAUGACGGUGUCAACUCUCAGCUGUCAUACAGCAUUGCUUCAGGUGACAGUCUUGGGCAGUUUGCAGUGGAUAAGCAUGGAGUCCUCAAAGCCCUCAAAGCUUUGGACCGGGAAAGCCAGUCCUUCUACAACCUAGUCAUUCAGGUCCAUGACUUGCCCCAGCCUCCUGCCUCCAGGUUCACGAGCACAGCCCAAGUCUCCAUCAUCUUGUUAGAUGUCAAUGAUAACCCACCCAUGUUUCUUUCCCCCAAGUUGACGUACAUUCCAGAAAAUACACCCAUUGAUACUGUUGUCUUCAAGGCUCAAGCGACAGAUCCUGACAGUGGCCCCAACAGCUAUAUUGAGUACACUCUCCUGAACCCUUUAGGAAACAAGUUCAGCAUUGGGACCAUUGAUGGUGAGGUGCAUCUCACUGGAGAGCUGGACAGAGAGGAAGUUUCCAAUUACAGCCUGACAGUGGUGGCCACAGACAAAGGACAACCACCUCUGUCAUCCUCUACUGAAGUUGUGGUUAUGGUCCUCGACAUCAAUGAUAACAACCCGGUUUUUUCCCAGGCUAUGUACCGAGUGCAGAUUAAGGAGAACACACUCACUGGUACAGAUAUAAUCCAAGUGUCCGCAGCAGACAAUGAUGAAGGCACCAACGGGCAGGUCCGCUAUGGCAUCGUGGAUGGAAACACACAUCAGGAGUUCAGGAUCGACUCAGUGACAGGUGCCAUCACAGUGGCUAAGUCUUUGGAUAGAGAGACGAUCCCUGCUUACACUUUAACUGUUCAGGCCAUGGAUAGAGGCAGUAGCCCCAGAACAGAUUCCUGCACAGUCGCCAUCACUUUACUUGACAUGAAUGAUUUUGUCCCUGUAUUCGAGCUGUCUCCAUAUUCUGUGAAUGUUCCUGAAAAUUUAGGGACCCUGCCCAGAACCAUUCUUCAGGUGGUGGCAAGAGAUGAUGAUCAAGGACCGAAUAGCCAGCUCUCAUAUGUUUUGCUCGGUGGAAAUGAAGACAAUGCCUUUACCCUCACAGCCAGUGGAGAGCUUCGGGUGACCCAGAGUCUGGACCGGGAAGCAAGAGAUCAUUUCGUGCUGGUUGUCACAGCUGCUGAUGCAGGAUCCCCGGCCUUGACAGGAACAGGGACAAUCAACAUCAUUGUAGAUGAUAUCAAUGACAACAUCCCCACUUUCGCCAGUAACAUGUACUUUACUGCAAUUCCCGAGGAUGCCCCGACGGGGACAGAUGUCCUGUUAGUGAAUGCCUCGGAUGCAGAUGCUGCGUCAAAUGCUGUCAUCAGUUACAGUAUCAUCGGUGGAAACUCACAGUUCACCAUCAACCCAUCCACGGGACAGAUCAUCACUAGUGCUUUGCUGGACAGAGAAACCAAAGAUAAUUACACUUUGGUUGUGGUUGCCAGUGAUGCUGGGUCUCCAGAGUCUCUUUCCAGCUCUACAAGUGUGCUUGUGACCAUCACUGAUGUUAAUGACAACCCACCCCGGUUCCAACAUAACCCAUAUGUCACACACGUCCCAUCUCCUACUCCUCCAGGUUCCUUUGUUUUUGCCGUCACAGUCACUGAUGCUGAUAUUGGAUCCAAUUCUGAACUCCAUUACUCACUCUCAGGUAGAAACUCUGAAAAAUUUCACAUUGACCCCCUUAGGGGGGCAAUCAUGGCAGCUGGGCCACUAAGUGGAGCUUCUGAGGUGACGUUCUCUGUCCAUGUGAAAGAUGGUGGCUCAUUUCCAAAGACAGAUUCGACUACAGUGACUGUUAGGUUUGCCAACAAGGCAGAUUUCCCCAAAGUCAGAGCCAAAGAACAAACAUUCAUGUUUCCAGAAAAUCAGCCAGUGGGCACUCUGGUCACCACCAUCACAGGGUCCUCUUUGAGAGGAGAAACUUUGUCCUACUAUAUUGCAAGUGGGAACCUGGGCAACACUUUUCAAAUUGAUCCACUAACAGGACAGGUAUCCAUCAGCCAGCCUUUGGACUUUGAGAAGAUACAAAAAUACAUUGUUUGGAUUGAAGCCAGAGAUGGGGGCUUCCCUCCCUUCUCUUCUUAUGAGAAGCUUGACAUCACGGUGCUAGAUAUCAAUGACAACGCUCCAGCUUUUGAGGAAGAUCCGUUUGUGUCUGAGAUCUUGGAAAACCUAUCCCCUCGGAAAAUUCUUACUGUUUCAGCAACAGACAAGGACAGUGGUCCCAAUGGACAACUAGACUAUGAGAUUGUGAAUGGCAACCAGGAGAGCAGUUUUGCGAUCAAUCACGCUACAGGUGAAAUCAGAAGCAUUCGCCCACUAGACAGAGAAAGAAUAUCUCAUUAUGAGCUCACUGUGAAAUCUUCAGACAAAGGGUCUCCUUCUCAGAGCACCUCAGUAAAAGUGAUCAUCAGUAUUUUAGAUGAAAAUGAUAAUGCACCUAGGUUUUCUCAGAUAUUCAGUGCCUAUGUUUCUGAAAAUUCCCCCUUGGGAUACACAGUUACCCGUGUAACAACUUCUGAUGAAGACAUUGGGAUAAAUGCAAUUAGCAGAUAUUCCAUAGUGGACACAAGUCUUCCAUUUACAAUCAACCCCAACACAGGCGAUAUCGUCAUCAGUAGACCUUUAAACAGAGAAGAUACAGACCGAUACAGGAUCAGAGUAUCUGCACAUGAUUCUGGCUGGACUGUGAGUACUGAUGUCACCAUAUUUGUGACUGACAUCAAUGACAACACUCCAAGAUUUAGCAGACCCUCUUAUUAUUUAGAUUGCCCUGAACUUACUGAGCUUGGCUCCAGAGUGACUCAAGUAUCUGCCACAGAUCCCGAUGAGGGAUCAAAUGGACAAGUGUUUUAUUUUAUCAAGUCUCAGUCAGAGUAUUUCAGAAUCAAUGCCACCACUGGAGAGAUUUUCAACAAGCAGGUGUUAAAAUACCAAAAUGUCAGUGGUUUCAGUAAUGUGAACAUCAACAGGCACAGUUUCAUUGUGACAGCUUCUGAUCGAGGCAACCCUUCCUUACUCAGCGAGACCACAGUUACCAUCAAUACAGUGGACAGCAAUGACAACCCACCUCAGUUUCUCAAAAGUAAAUACUUUACCCCAGUUACCAAAAACGUUAAAGUAGGUACUAAGUUAAUCAAAGUGACUGCAGUGGAUGACAAAGACUUUGGAUUAAACUCUGAAGUGGAGUAUUUUGUGUCUGAUGGGAACCAUCUAGGGAAGUUUAAGCUAGACAAUGAUACUGGGUGGAUUUCAAUAGCCUCUCCCUUGGUUUCUGACCUAAAUCAAAACUUCCUGAUCAGGGUCACAGCAAAGGACAAAGGGAACCCCCCACUUUCUUCCCAAGCUGACGUUCACAUCACAGUCACUGAAGAAAACUACCACACCCCUGAAUUUUCCCAGAACCACAUAAGUGCCACCAUCCCUGAGAGCCACAGCAUUGGUUCUGUUGUCAGAACUGUAUCUGCCCGAGAUCGUGACACAGCCAUGAAUGGUUUGAUUAGUUACAACAUUUCUUCAGGGAAUGAAGAGGGCAUCUUUGCUAUCAAUUCCUCAACAGGUGUGGUAACCCUCGCCAAAGCCCUCGAUUACGAAUUGAGCUCCAAGCAUGAGAUGACCAUUAGCGCCACAGAUGGAGGAUGGGUUGCGAGGACUGGCUAUUGCAGUCUGACUGUGAGUGUGAUAGAUGUGAACGACAAUUCCCCAGUGUUUGUUCCUGAUGAAUUUUUCCCAACUGUUAUGGAGAAUGCCCCGAGUGGGACCACUGUUAUCCACCUAAAUGCAACAGACGCUGACUCGGGAGCCAAUGCUGUGAUUGCAUAUACUGUGCAGUCAUCAGACAGUGACCUGUUUGUCAUUGACCCCAACACAGGGGUCAUCACCACUCAAGGCUUCUUGGAUUUUGAAACUAAGCAGAGCUACCACCUCACAGUGAAAGCCUUCAACGUCCCCGAUGAGGAAAAGUGCAGCUUUGCCACUGUCGACAUCCAGUUGAAGGGGACCAAUGAAUAUGUGCCUCGCUUUGUUUCUAAGCUCUACUAUUUUGAAGUGUCAGAAGCAGCUCCUAGGGGGACUGCUGUUGGAGAAGUGUUUGCCAGUGACAGGGACAUGGGUGCUGAUGGAGAAGUACACUAUUUGAUCUUUGGAAACAGUAGGAAGAAGGGCUUCCAGAUCCACAAGAUGACAGGGCAGAUCUAUGUGUCUGGGCUUCUUGAUAGAGAGAAAGAGGAAAGGGUGUCCUUGAAAGUGUUGGCCAAGAACUUCGGCAACAUUCGGGGUGCAGACAUCGAUGAAGUCACUGUGAACAUCACUGUGCUUGAUGCUAAUGACCCACCAGUGUUUAGUCUGAACACCUACAGAGUGCAGAUCAGUGAAGGGGUCCCUAUUGGGACCCAUGUGACCUUUGUGAGUGCCUUUGACUCAGAUUCCAUUCCUAGCUGGAGCAGGUUCUCAUACUUCAUUGGGUCCGGGAAUGAAAAUGGUGCCUUUUCUAUUAACCCCCAGACAGGGCAGAUCACAGUUACCUCAGGGCUGGACCGGGAAAGCCUGCCUGUUUAUAAUCUCACUGUCUUGGCUGUAGACUCAGGAACUCCCUCUGCCACAGGAAGUGCUUCCUUGUUAGUUACCCUAGAAGACAUCAAUGACAAUGGCCCAGUGUUGACUGUCAGUGAAGGAGAGGUUCUAGAAAACAAACGCCCAGGAACUCUAGUGAUGACCCUACAGUCCACAGAUCCUGACCUUCCUCCAAAUCAAGGCCCCUUCAAUUAUUACCUGCUGAGCACAGGCCCGGCUACUAAUUAUUUCAGUCUCAACACCGCUGGAGUUCUAAGCACAACCCGGGAGAUUGACAGAGAGCAGAUUUCAGACUUCUAUCUGUCUGUGGUCACCAGAGAUUCUGGGGCUCCUCAGAUGUCAUCCACAGGAACUGUGCACAUCACUGUUCUAGAUCAAAAUGACAACCCCUCACAAUCCCGCACUGUGGAGAUAUUUGUUAAUUAUUAUGGCAACUUAUUUCCUGGGGGGACUCUUGGCUCUGUGAAGCCCCAGGAUCCGGAUGUGUUAGACAGUUUCCACUGUUCCCUCACUUCGGGAGUCACCAGCCUCUUCAGUAUUCCAGCAGGCGGCUGUGACCUGAGUUCCCAGCCCAGAUCCACAGAUGGUACCUUCGAUCUGACUGUUGUCAGCAGCGAUGGGGUUCACAGCACAGUCACCAACAAUAUCCGAGUUUUCUUUGCAGGAUUCUCGAAUGCUACGAUAGAUAACAGUAUAUUGCUUCGGGUUGGUGUCCCCACAGUCAAGGACUUCCUGACUAAUCACUACCUUCACUUUCUGCGCAUUGCUAGUUCCCAGCUUACCGGCCUGGGUACCGCGGUGCAGCUCUAUGCUGCCUACGAAGAGAACAACAGAACAUUUCUUUUAGCAGCUGUGAAACGAAACAAUAACCAGUAUGUGAACCCCAGCGGUGUAGCUACCUUCUUCGAAAGCAUCAAAGAGAUCCUUCUCCGUCAGAGUGGUGUCAAGGUCGAAUCUGUGGAUCAUGACCCAUGCAUUCAUGGGCCGUGUCAGAACGGAGGCAGCUGCCUUCGGAGACUUGCUGUGGGCUCUGCGCUGAAGAUCCAGGAGAGUCUGCCUGUCAUCAUUGUGGCCAAUGAGCCUCUGCAGCCUUUCCAGUGUAAGUGUGUGCCAGGCUACGCUGGAAGCUGGUGUGAAGUGGAUAUUGAUGAAUGCCUUCCAGCCCCUUGCCACAAUGGGGGGACCUGUCACAACUUAGUUGGAGGAUUUUCAUGCAGCUGCCCGGAGGGCUUCACUGGAAGAGCCUGUGAGAGAGACAUCAAUGAAUGUCUGCCCAGCCCUUGCAAGCAUGGGGCUGUCUGUCAGAAUUUCCCAGGGGGAUUCAACUGCGUGUGCAAAACUGGAUACACAGGAAAAAUGUGUGAAUCUUCAGUCAAUUACUGUGAAUGCAAUCCCUGCUUCAAUGGUGGUUCCUGUCAGAGUGGAGUGGAAUCAUAUUACUGCCACUGUCCUUUCGGUGUCUUCGGCAAGCACUGUGAGCUGAACAGUUAUGGAUUUGAGGAACUGUCAUACAUGGAGUUUCCCAGCCUGGACCCCAACAACAACUAUAUUUAUGUCAAGUUUGCGACUAUCAAAAGUCAUGCUUUAUUGCUUUAUAACUAUGACAACCAGACAGGAGAGCGGGCAGAGUUCCUGGCUCUGGAAAUUGCUGAAGAAAGACUCAGAUUCUCAUAUAAUCUGGGUAGUGGGACGUACAAACUGACCACCAUGAAGAAGGUGUCGGAUGGACAGUUCCACACAGUGAUUGCGCGGCGAGCAGGCAUGGCAGCCUCUUUAACUGUGGACUCCUGCUCAGAGAAUCAAGAGCCAGGCUACUGCACUGUCAGUAAUGUUGCAGUGUCAGACGACUGGACUCUUGAUGUUCAGCCAAACCGAGUCACUGUUGGAGGAAUCAGAUCACUGGAGCCAAUCCUUCAGAGGAGGGGGCAAGUGGAGAGCCAUGAUUUCGUGGGCUGUGUAAUGGAGUUUGCUGUCAAUGGACGACCCCUGGAGCCUAGCCAGGCUCUGGCAGCACAAGGCAUUCUUGAUCAGUGUCCUAGACUAGAAGGCACGUGCACUCGAAACCCCUGCCAGCAUGGUGGCACCUGUGUGGACUUCUGGUCAUGGCAGCAGUGUCAGUGCAUGGAGGGCCUGACUGGGAAGUAUUGUGAAAAAUCUGUCACUCCAGACACUGCAUUGUCAUUAGAAGGCAAAGGUCGUCUGGACUACCACAUGAGCCAGAGCGAGAAGCGGGAAUACUUGCUGACUCAAAGCAUACGGGGUGCCGCAUUGGAGCCUUUUGGUGUCAACAGCCUGGAAGUAAAAUUCAGGACUCGGAGUGAGAAUGGCAUUUUGAUCCAUAUCCAGGAAAGCAGCAAUUAUACCACGGUGAAGAUUAAGAACGGCAAAGUACACUUUACGUCAGAUGCAGGUGUAGCCGGCAAAGUGGAGCGCAUCAUUCCAGAAGCAUAUAUUGCCGACGGCCAUUGGCAUACCUUCCGGAUCUCAAAGAAUGGAAGCACCACCGUGCUGUCUGUAGACAGGAUACACAACAGAGACAUCGUCCACCCCACACAGGACUUUGGUGGCAUCGAGGUGCUUUCCAUGUCUCUGGGAGGAAUACCCCCCAACCAAGCCCAUCGAGACACUCAGACAGCCCUGACAGGUUUUAAUGGCUGUAUCGCCUCAGUGCUCUAUGGCGGAGAGAGCCUGCCCUUCAGUGGGAAGCACAGCUUGGCCUCCAUCUCCAAAACCGACCCUUCAGUGAAGAUCGGCUGUCGGGGUCCCAAUAUCUGUGCCAGCAACCCCUGCUGGGGUGAUCUUCUGUGUAUUAACCAGUGGUAUGCCUACAAAUGUGUCCCUCCUGGUGACUGUGCAUCCCACCCUUGCCAGAACGGAGGUAGCUGUGAACCAGGUCUACUCUCUGGCUACACUUGCAGCUGUCCAGAGUCACAUACUGGGAGGACCUGUGAGACGGUGGUGGCCUGCCUCGGUGUUCUCUGUCCUCAGGGCAAGGUGUGCAAGGCUGGAAGUCCCGGGGGACACGUGUGUGUCCAGAGUCAGGGUCCAGAUGAGAUCUCCUUACCGCUGUGGGCUGUGCCUGCAAUUGUGGGCAGCUGCGCCACAGCCCUAGCGCUGCUAGUCCUCAGCUUGAUUCUAUGCAACCAGUGCAGGGGAAAGAUGGCCAAAAACUCCAAAGAGGAAAAGAAGCCAAAGGAGAAGAAGAAAAAGGGCAGUGAGAAUGUGGCUUUUGAUGACCCAGACAACAUCCCUCCCUAUGGAGAUGAUCUAGCUGUCAGGAAGCAACCUGAGGGGAAUCCCAAGCCAGACAUCAUAGAGCGAGAGAAUCCCUACCUAAUCUUUGAUGAGACUGACAUCCCCCACAACUCAGAGACCAUCCCCAGUGCCCCGCUGGCUUCCCCUGAGCAGGAGAUUGAACACUACGACAUCGACAAUGCCAGCAGUAUCGCGCCCUCAGAUGCAGACAUCAUCCAGCACUACAAACAGUUCCGAAGCCACACGCCUAAGUUUUCCAUCCAGAGGCACAGUCCUCUGGGCUUCGCCAGGCAGUCCCCUAUGCCCCUGGGAGCAAGCAGUCUGACAUACCAGCCUUCUUCAUAUGGCCAGGCGUUAAGAACCAGCUCCCUCAGCCACUCGGCCUGCCCCACUCCCAACCCUCUGUCCAGGCACAGCCCAGCUCCUUUCUCCAAACCAUCUGCUUUCUACAGGAACAGCCCAGCCCGGGAACUGCACCUUCCUCUGCGGGAUGGGGGUACGCUGGAAAUGCAUGGGGACCCCUGUCAGCCUGGCAUGUUCAACUACGCCACCAGGCUAGGGAGAAGAAGUAAGAGCCCUCAGGCCAUGGCCUCACAUAGCUCGAGACCCGGGAGUCGCCUCAAGCAGCCUAUAGCACAGAUCCCUCUAGAAUCUUCUCCUCCCGUGGGACUCUCCAUUGAGGAGGUAGAGAGGCUCAACACCCCUCGCCCUAGAAACCCCAGCAUCUGCAGUGCAGACCAUGGGAGGUCCUCUUCUGAAGAAGACUGUAGAAGACCCCUGUCCAGAACCAGGAACCCAGCAGAUGGCAUCCCUGCCCCAGAAUCUUCUUCUGACAGUGACUCCCAUGAUUCCUUCACAUGCUCAGAAAUGGAAUACGACAGGGAGAAGCCGGUGGUCUAUACUUCCAGGAUGCCCAAGUUAUCUCAAGUCAAUGAAUCCGAUGCAGAUGAUGAAGAUAAUUACGGAGCCAGACUGAAACCCAGAAGGUACCAUGGACGCAGGGCUGAGGGGGGACCGGUGGGUACCCCUGCAGCAGUGUCUGGGGCUGCAGACAGCACCCUAAAGCUGGGGCAGCAGGCUGGCAACUUCAACUGGGACAACCUUUUGAACUGGGGCCCAGGCUUUGGUCACUAUGUGGAUGUCUUUAAAGAUUUGGCCUCUCUCCCAGAAAAAGCAGCUGGUAACGAAGAAGGUAAAAGCGGGGCAGCUAAAUCAGCUCCCAAAGACGGGGAGGCAGAACAGUACGUGUGAGGUGUAUGUGUGGGCAAGAAACACUCAAAACACGGUGUGACUUCUCAACAGCGGUGGUCACCUUUGUAAAACAGGCCAGUAUAGACCAGUGGCCAGGGACACGUUUAAAAUUAACCACAAAGCUGCUCACAUAGACUCCAAACGACUCUUUAAUUUAAAUGUGCUUGGUGGAACGGAAUGAUCCUCCUGCAUGCAUCUUGUUUGGUGAUGAGUUUUGGGGCAUGCAACAUUGGGAAAUUUUGCUUUGUGUUUGGUUUGUGGUUUUUUAUACCAUUACAGUUGUAGACAUAAGCUUGUCCUUUCACAGUGGGGUUGCUUGUUUCCAUUGUAGUGUUAUGGUUGUGUUUUACCUUGUAAGAUCAUUUAAGUUUAACCAACCCGUGUAAAGUGCAGGAAGGAGCACUUCCCAUCUUGGAGGGAUGAAGGACUGCACAUUAACACUCUUCAGACGUAUAGACACAUAUGUGAUGUUGCUCAGACACGAUAAGGGCUUGUUUUACAUGACGGUGGGUACUAAGAUUAAGUCAUUUUGUUCCGCACUUUAAAGCUACAUUUCAAAAAACUGUGUUGACACUUGUGUGUCUCUGUGCGAACAGUCAUGGCCUCCUGACUUACCUCAGGCUUCCAGGAAGAACAAGAUGACCACAUACUGUCCCCAGAACACUGCCAACUUCCUCUUCCGGAAUAACGUUCUCAGCGCACUUCUAAGAGACAAUUUUUAAAGUUAUUUAUUGAAGAAAAAAGUUCUAUGCUUUUAACAUUGUAACAAAUUGACCUAUGCAGGCCCUAAUUGGUUUUAUUUUCUAGGCAUUCAACAUUUACCCCAAGUACCCAGUUUUUAUAAUUUAUAUAAAGUCAGAUUGCAACGUUUCUUAUUUUCUGUCGUUUUGUAGAUCAUUUUUUAAUACUGUGUAAAACUUUUUUUUUUUUUUUACACCUGAGCUGUGGUUUUGAUACUGAUAUUUUCCUAUGCCGGAAACUUUUCUUGCUUUCAGGGAAGGUAAGAAAAUGUGUUUUUUACAUUUGUUACUUAUGUAACAUUCAUAUUUUCACAGUUUGAUAUCUGUAACAUACUGUAUGCUUUCUACCUGUAAAUGCCAACAAUAGAAUUAAAAUAUUUA
Messenger RNA from Grammomys surdaster, 16090 nucleotides. It is a transcript of the gene Fat4, whose product is annotated as FAT atypical cadherin 4. Gene Ontology annotation, molecular function: calcium ion binding. Gene Ontology annotation, biological process: homophilic cell-cell adhesion. Gene Ontology annotation, cellular component: cell-cell junction; plasma membrane. The record is from RefSeq and is a predicted model, not a curated record. The transcript is spliced from 17 exons. NCBI's taxonomy places the organism in Eukaryota, Metazoa, Chordata, Mammalia, Rodentia, Muridae. The coding region runs from base 15 to 14969 and encodes 4984 amino acids.